Ipomoea triloba (trilobed morning glory) is the source of this 696-nucleotide messenger RNA. Its product is annotated as protein YLS3-like. NCBI's taxonomy places the organism in Eukaryota, Viridiplantae, Streptophyta, Magnoliopsida, Solanales, Convolvulaceae. Bases 22 to 567 code for a protein of 181 amino acids. The record is from RefSeq and is a predicted model, not a curated record. The transcript is spliced from 3 exons.
CAUUAAUCAACACAUAAUUAUAUGUUGAACAUGGAGAGUCUCAAAAUCUUAUUAUGUUGUAUGUUGUUUUUGAUGGUUAUUGGGCACGUGAGUUCAGACUUUGCGCAAGACAAACAGAGAUGCCAAAACCAGGUGAUUGGUCUGGCGCCUUGUCUGGGUUUUGCGAGCGGUGAGGCCAAGUUUCCGACGCUGGCUUGCUGCGAUGAGAUCAGGAAGGACCUGAAGGAAACGAGGUUGUGCCUUUGCGUGCUUGUGAAGGACCGAAACGAACCGGGGCUUGGCGUGAAGAUCAAUGGCACACUGGCCCUCAGUCUGCCUUCCCUUUGCCGUGCUCCUAUUAAUGUCUCCCAAUGCCUUACACUUCUGCACUUGUCCCCAAACUCGUCAGAUGCUAAGAUUUUUGAAGAAUUCUCCAGCACCUCAGUAAGUGGCAAUAACACAAGCAUAGGAGAUCUCAAUGCAAGUUCAAGCACAUCAUUGUUCAGAAAGAGAUGGAUUGAUCUGUUGCAGGCGCGUGUCGGGUUUUCGCUUUUGCUUCUGAUAAUCGCCUUGAUCAGCAUUCUAUAAGAAAAAAAAAAAGGCUUGUACGACUUGAAUAAUAAGUUACGGGAAUGUUUAUGUUUACUUGAAUUCUCCAGUUUUUCAUUUCUCGGAUUAUCUAUAUAUAAAUGCAUAAAUACUUUCUUGUUCAAAAAA